AUAAUUAUUUGUUCAUUUCUUUUUCAGUUGCAUCUGGUUUUGAUACAGGCAGAGUGUUUGUGAUGGAGGGAGAAUCAGUCAUUCUACACACUGGUGUUAAAACAAACCAACAAGACAGAAUCAGAUGGUAUUUCAAUGACACUCGCAUCGCUCAAAUCACUAAAGAUCUCAGCAAGAUCUGUACAGAUGUUCAGUGUAAUGAAGGUACUGAGAGAUUCAGAGACAGACUGAAGCUGGAUAAUCAGACUGGAUCUCUGACCAUCCUGAACAUCAGAACCACAGAAUCUGGAGUCUAUAAACUACUGAUAAGCAGCAGCAACAUCGACAGAGAAAAUAGCUUCAGUGUUAUUGUACAUGACGUUCCUGCUGCUGAACAAGAUAAAAUGAAGAGAAAGUCAGUGAAGGAGGGAGAAUCUAUUACUUUACAUUUGGAUGGAGUAAAAAAAACAAAUAAUUUAAAAAUAUGGUAUUUUAAUGACACUCUCAUCACUGAAAUCACUGGAGAUCAGAGUAAGAUCUGUACAGAUGAACAGUGUAAGGAGAGAUUCAGAGACCGACUGAAGCUGAAUGAUCAGACUGGAUCUCUGACCAUCAUAAACACCAGAACCACAGACUCUGGACUUUAUAAACUACAGAUCAACAGCAGCAGAUUCAGCAUCAUAAAGACAUUCAGUGUUACUGUCACUGCUGUUCCAGAUUCAUCUGCUGCUGCUGUUGUUGUUGUUGCUGCUGUUCUGCUGGUUGCAGCUGCUGAAAAAAGGACAAAGCACAAUGAUCAGGAUCAGGAGAAUAGUGGAGAAGGACGGCCCCUUAUUGGUGCUGAUAGAGAGAAAUCCACUGAUGAAACUAACACACUGAAUAAUCCUUCUGAAGAGAAAUCCACUGAUGAAACUAACAACACACUGAAUAAACCUGCUGAAGAGAAACCCUCUAAUGAAACUAACAACACACCGAAUGAACCUGCUGAAGAGAAACCCUCUAAUGAAACUAACAACACACCGAAUGAUCCUGCUGAAGAGAAACCCACUAAUGAAACUAACAACACACCGAAUAAACCUGCUGAAGAGAAACCCACUGAUGAAACUAACAACACACCGAAUGAUCCUGAUGGAGUGAAACCCACUAAUGAAACUAACAACACACAGACGUGUCCUGCUGGAGGGGCAACCACUGAUCAGGCUGAGAUCCUGCAGAUGGGAGCAGUUAAAGGAGCAGACCUUAAUAACGCUAAAACCUCGCGGACAAGUACUGCUAAAGGGGCACACGUUAAUUAGGCUGAGACCAAAAGGAUAAAACAAAACAUGUUUCGUU
Messenger RNA from Sinocyclocheilus anshuiensis, 1311 nucleotides. RefSeq lists its product as uncharacterized. NCBI's taxonomy places the organism in Eukaryota, Metazoa, Chordata, Actinopteri, Cypriniformes, Cyprinidae. Bases 63 to 1274 code for a protein of 403 amino acids. The transcript has 6 exons. The record is from RefSeq and is a predicted model, not a curated record.